AUGGGAAAAGAAGACGUGUCGGCAAAAAAGCGCCGUAAAAUCAACACAAGUUCGUCGAGUGAUACUUCUAAGCAAGUGCCAGUUGAUAUUUAUAAGCGGGUGGUAGAGUUUGAAGAAUCAGAAGCCCAACUACGUCCUGCUGAAAAAGACGCCACGCUAUUUAAGAAGAUUUGUCAAGAUAUAAGAUAUUUGUUUGCUGAAAUAUCAGAAUUGAAAGCUAAAGACACAGAUGAGGCUAGAGAAAAAAUUAAUGCCAAGAGAAUUGAAGCUUCUUUGAACUUGGUUGCAUUGAAGAAGUUGAACCGUUUGGAGAAAGUUCGAACAAGGGCAGGUCGUGAUGCUCUACACAAGGAAAAACAGAGGGUGGACUCCACGCACUUGCUCUUGCAAAAUUUAUUGUAUGAAGCUGAUCAUCUCAACAAAGAAGUCACCAAGUGCUUGCAAUUUAAAUCUAAAGAUGAAGAAAUAGAACUUGUUUCUCUUGAAGACUUUUUUGCAAAUGCACCUCCGGAUAUAUCUCGACCAGAUCUGACUAAAACUGAUGAGCACCAGCUUCAACUUGCUAGAUUGGAAUGGGAACUCCGCCAGCGCCGCGAAUUAUCUGCAGCCUGUAAUGAAUUGAUCUCGUCUAAGGAGAGAGUUGCUGCAGCUAUAGCAGCUGCACGCUCCAGACUUGAUGCUUUGGUACCUCAUUUGAGAGAUGUACUGAAAUCUACUAAGCCACUACAAGAAUGUUUAGCUCUUAGACUGGAUGAUAAAAGGGAUGAAGCUAGAGCUGCUUCCUUACUGCCAUCUCCUCUGUUCCUUUUAUUUGCAAAUACCAGCGCUUACUCUGAUGCACUGGGCUCCAAUUCAGUAGCAGUUAGCAUUUCUGGAGAUGAGGAUGAAGCAAGAAGGCUUGAACAACUGAGUAAUGUUGAUAGUGAUCUUGUAGCAUCUAAUGAUUCUGACUCGGAUCAAGAAAACAAUGAAGAUGAUCAAAGAGAGAAAAAGAAGCGCCACCAUAGAAAUGCCAAGAUAUCCAAAGAAGAGAAAGCUGAAGCUAAAAAGAAGGAGGUUCUGAAAAAACAUCCUCUGAAUGUGCAAGUGUCUGUCAAAGUUCAAGAUGGAACUGCUUUAAAUUUAAUCUUCUCAUACCUGCUGCACUUAAAAAUAGUUGUUGUCAAGUUUACUGUUUCUUUGCCAAAACCUAUAACAGGUGUAUCGGCAGCUGAUGUUUUGAAUGGUCAUUGCAUAUUGAAUGAGUUGUAUCCAGGAGACACAGGCUGUGACUCUCCUCACCCUGCCACAUCCUAUUUGUUGAAUGCUGCUGGCAUCAGUGAAGACUUCCAGUAUUUUAUCUCAGAACUUGGAAAGCCUUAUAUUUGGGCUCAACGGAUGUGUGGUUUAGAUUUCAUGGCUACUAUAACUGAAGAUCAAAAAAUUAAUAAAAAUAAUAAUCUUUGUCCAAGUCUCAGUGUUAGUACAGUAGAAAAUUUCAUUCUGACGCUAAAAAAACGAUUGAAAUCGAGAGUUGAGUUGAUGAAAGAAUUGCAGGAUUUAGAAUCUGGAAAAAUUUUAUCAGUGAAAGGAGAUUUUCUGUGUCCAGUAAGGUUAUCCGGCUCAUUGACACAAUGGCAGUCUGUUGGUUGGCCUGAGUAUAGUCAGUCACCUUCAACAUCAUUUUUAAUUGCUGAGGGACUAGUUAAUCCAAAUGAUAUGUUGUACAGAGCUAUAAUAACUCGUCAAUCUGCAAAGUUAGUGGCAUUGGUAGCCCUGCGUAGUGACUAUCCUCGGAAGGCACCGAUGUUUUCCCUUACCCUACACUGGAAUGGAACACAUCAUGCUGGCAUAAAUGAUGAUAUUAGAGAUAUUGAAAGAUUUAUCAACACAGAUUUGGGUUCAGAAGAUAAAAAUCAGUAUACACUUUCUAUACAAAUAACUAAAUUACUGACAUGUCUAGAUAUACUACUCGAGACUACAGGCUCUUCAGAAUUUCCACCCGAUAAAGUAAUGUUUUGUCCAGUGCGAGGACGUAAUAGACUGAAGCCCUACAAAUUUCUCAAACAGGGUAAUGGAGUUUUCGUGCAGUAUUGA
This is a messenger RNA of Spodoptera littoralis (African cotton leafworm), 2076 nucleotides long. The record is from the annotation of a GenBank genome assembly. Lineage: Eukaryota; Metazoa; Arthropoda; Insecta; Lepidoptera; Noctuidae.